CCGAGAACGACGAGGGAGGGAAGGGAGGGGUUAGUGUCGGGGUGGUGGAGUCAGAGGUCAGCCGCAGCGCUGUCACCGAGUUCAGGCGGACUGACAGUGGUCAGGGUGUCAGCAGCUCUGGAGGAUUCGCGUGUCGGAGGCGGGAGGAAAAGGGAAAAGUGUGGCGAGUGUUUAUUUCUGGGCCUGUGCGUGCCGCCGCACCAUAAAUAAUGGAUGAGCACAGAGAUUGGGGAGGCAACAGGAGAAGGCACCCCCUGCCAACCUUGGAAAAACCAAGCAUGCAGACAUUCAGAAAGCAAUGGGUAAAGAUAACAUUACUGCCAGUGGGUGGCACAUAAAUUUCAUUUUGUCUAGCAGACAAUAUCUUUUCCUUUUCACGUCCAACAAUGCACUGGCAGAGGGAGGCAGACAUCUGGGACCAACAGAAUGAGUGGAGACACACCAAUCAGGCUGUUCUGGACGAUACGGAUUUGUUGUAGGGAAUAAAAGACGAAAGGAAAAACAAUCCUCCAGGUUCUGUGAUAGGAAUUAAAUUAAGAUUCAAAAACGGAGGGUUUACUACAUUUUUACCAGCAAUCAAUCUAUUAAAUACGUCUCUAAACUUUACUUGAUUUUUAUUGUUAAACUCAGAAAAACAGGACUGACGUAAACGUCGUUUGCAAACAAAACGACAAGAAUUUAGACGCAAUAAAUGAGCAGGAAACUUGUGCAGUUUCCACCUUUAGUCAAUUGUCAAAUACGUAAUUUAUUAACACUGCUCAACAUUUGUGUUACAAAAGUUUGACGUUAUGACUAAAAAUGUACCGACCAAUCAGCAGAGAUCGGAAUCUGCUAAGCCGUGAUCAGUGACCCCUCCCACUUCUCCACCUCUCUCUCUCUAUUGGUUAGGUGCAUCAAAAACAUAACCUACCAUCAUUCACAACCCAAACAUAAACUAACAUGAACGCUGAAGCAAAAUUAAUUAAAAAAAAACUCAAGCAUAAGGGACGUCCUUUAAUGUGUAAAUGGGAAUAAUCCGAUUUAAUAUGAAUGCACCGAUCUGAAAAUUACACCACCUGCAUUGCUUUUCUGCUCUAACUAAACACUCCCAUAAUCCCGCACUGCAUUGGCAUCAUGUGACUUAAACAUGUGACCAACCCCCUUCCAACCCGAAACACCAACAGCAACAAGAUAGACGUAAACAUUAGACACUAAUAUCCGCCCAGUUUUACUUAUCGGACCGAUAGUUAUACGCUAAAAAAUUACUCAUAUUGGCUCAGUUUUACUUACUUCUGAUUAAAAGUGGUGGAUCUGUCACAAACAUCAGAUUAAGGCUGAAACAAAUCAAAUCUAUUUUAUCGCUGUUUACAAUACAUCUUAAUAGAUCGUAGUCCAAUAAACCCCAGAAGCGAAUGAUUGAAUGAAUUGCUCCAGCUCAUCAUCAGAAUCCCUACGUUUAUGUUCUCCUUUCUUGGCCUCCGUCUCCGUGGCCGAUCUCCAUCUCGACAUGUUCCUGAUCUUUAUGCAAACCCCCCUCCUCCCAAAACUACUCCAGAAUAAAGAGCCCCACCCCCUUUAUAGGUGCUCCGUUAUUGGAAAGCACCUAACACUUCCUAAAAACUACCUAGAGUGGGAAACUGUAUGCAGUCUUGCGUUGCAAUGUGAAGUGAUGUCAGCUGUGUCUGAAAUGGAAAUAUGUUGAAACCUUUUUUCCUGCGUUACUGCGCCGUCCUGCAUCACUCAAGAGUGUGAAAGUCCUUCCGACAGCGGUGCAGUCAAGUCUGACUGCCGGCGCUCCAGGUUUUCUGAGCAGACGGUGCAGCCUAGGCUUAGCCGGAUGGCUGCAGGACUUCACACUGAGCCUCUUUGUGUGUGUGUGUGUGGUUAAUAAUGCACCCCAAUCCCCUUGUUUAAAAAAAAAAUGUUUUGACACACAAGACAAGAAAGCAGGGAAGCAGGGAAGCAUCUCCCCCCUGUUUGACAGGAGAUCAACAGCUCCCAACAAGCUCUCGUGCUGCAAAAGCCUCCUCACAAUCUCACGCGGCGGUGAACUUGUAGCGGAGGCGCAUUGCCUACCACAGCGCCGUCUGGCAUUGUGCUGGGGCUGACAGGGAGUGGCUCGUUGGUAUUAAAAUCACCGCAGAGUGCAGCGCCCUUAAAGAGGCACCGCUCAGUGUCACACUGGCAGCUUCGCGCAACACCGAGAUGCGUCAAAAACUCUGCCAUCCAGUUAAACGCGCAUUUGUGGCCGCAUUGAAAUGCAAAUAUGGACGAUGUGGCCAAUCUGGAAAUGAUUAAUUGCGAUCUGAAAGGAGAGAAAUCAUGCCCAAGGAGCGGUGGGUCUGGCCGCCGCGCAGCGUCGGGGUCAAAUUUGGUUUGCAAUUUGGUGAGAGUGCAGCCAUCAGCCGAGCUAAAUUAAUCAAACACCAGGGCUCUACUGUUCAACAACAAAACUAGUGAGAAAUUUCUCCAUCACUCAGAAGAGCUCAAGAGCCUCUUGCACACUCCUCUACUUAUUUUCCUUCCCCACUGCACAUCUCUCUCUCUCCUCUAAGAGCUGACCUUUCCCUCCCACACCUCCGCUUCUCCCUGCUCUUUUCUGCUCAGCUAUGCGUGGAUCGGAGGCGAUAACCAGCUCCGCUUGAGCUGGAGGACCCUCGAUACCCUUCCUCUAUCUGCCCUGGUUCUAUUCUCAGCGGAGAGCGAAAAGAUUUUAAAUCUACUGCCAGUAAUGGAUGAGAGUGACCCACAGAAAUCUGACUGUGACACAAGAUGGCCGCAGCAACUGUCAGGACUUCCUCCCAAGCUUCUGCAGCGCCUGAUGCCUUUUCAAAGGGAGGGAGUGGAGUUCGCUUUGUCUAAGAAUGGACGAUGUAUGAUUGCCGAUGAGAUGGGCUUAGGGAAGACGGUCCAGGCCAUCGCAGUGGCGUGCGCUUACAGAGCGGAGUGGCCCCUCCUGGUGGUGGUGCCCUCCUCUCUCAAAUAUCCCUGGAUCGAGGAGCUGGAGAGGUGGAUCCCAGAGCUGCAGCCCGGAGACGUCAACUUGGUGGAGAGCAAGAGCCACACCAUGGAUAUCAGCAGCAGUAAAGUGACAGUGCUGGGUUACGGGCUGCUCACCACAGACGCACGCCCCCUAGUGGAGGCUCUUAGCAGACAGCGGUUCGCUGUAGUCGUGGUGGACGAGUCUCAUUACCUCAAAUCGAGGAACGCAGCAAGGACCAAGAUCCUGGUCCCUCUCAUUCAGAGUGCAAAGCGGGCCAUCCUGCUCACUGGUACCCCCGCUCUGGGUCGACCCGAAGAGCUUUUUAUGCAGAUUGAUGCCCUCUAUCCCAAGAGGUUUGGAACGUGGACAGACUACGCCAAGAAAUACUGCAACGCCCAUUACAGGUAUUUUGGGCCUCGCAGGCAGUGGGACUGUCGUGGUGCGUCCAACCUAGAGGAGCUGCACCGGCGGCUGAGCCAGAUCAUGAUCCGUCGACUUAAAGCCGAAGUUCUGAGUCAGCUGCCUCCGAAAAUCCGUCAACGCAUCCCCUUUGACCUGCCCAAGGAGGCUGCCAAGGAGGCCUCGGCCUGCUUCGCCGAGUGGGAGAGGCUGAUGAAGGGACUGGGGUCAGGGGUCGCCACUACGGAAAACCCCUUCACAGAGGUCAUGAGUCUGGUUACACAGAUGUACAAACAAACAGCUAUUGCCAAGGCGGGAGCUGUGAAGGACUACAUUAAGAUGGUGCUGGAGGCAGAGCAGCUGAAGUUCCUGGUGUUCGCCCACCACCUCACCAUGCUGCAGGCCUGCACCGAAGCCGCCAUUGAGGCCAAGGCUGGGUACAUACGAAUCGAUGGCAGCGUGCCUUCAUCGGAGCGAAUCAAGUUAGUCCACAAAUUCCAGAGCGACCCAGAAACCCGAGUCGCCAUCCUCAGUAUCCAAGCAGCCGGUCAGGGUUUGACCUUCACCGCUGCCAGCCAUGUGGUGUUUGCUGAGCUCUACUGGAACCCUGGACACAUGAAGCAGGCGGAAGACCGCGCUCACCGCAUCGGGCAGACGUCCUCUGUCAACGUGCACUACCUCAUCGCCAAGGGCACCUUUGACACAGUCAUGUGGUCCAUGCUCAACAGGAAGGAAACGGUUACUGGUAGCACAUUGAACGGCAGGAAGGAAUACCUGAAGGCUGAUGAAGGUGACAAGGACAAGUGGGAGUUCCUCAGCCUUGCCAGCGCUUGGACACCGAGUGAGAUGGCACUACCGCUGGAGGGAAACACAGGAAAUGUGAACGAUGACAUUUUCUUCUCCUAUUUUGAGAAAGAGAAGCAGCACGAUAUUCGCUCGUUCUUCUCGCCAAGUGCCAGCAAGGAGAAGAAGAGGAAGAAACCAGAUGACGAGGAACCGUCUCCGUCUCCGUCCCCGGAGCUGGUGGAACAAGUUGACGCCGACCGCUCUCCCUCCUGUGUGAAUCUUGACCAGGACUUUUCACUGCAGCUGAAGAGGCUUCGAACGCCCAAGUCCAGGUCGAGCCCCGGGUCUCGGUUUGCCGGGAAGCGGAGGUUGACGCCGGGAUGGAAAAGCCCACAAAGUCCCGCCUCGUUUGUCCGCCGGAAGCUUCCGGAGACAUGGAGCUGCGGGGCCUGCACCUACUCCAACAGCGGCCUGCUGCCUUUCUGCGAGAUGUGCGAGUUCCCGCACUCGUCUGGGCUCAAACCAGAGUCACCAGGGCCUCCUCAAGCCUCCGCUGGCCAAGAGUGCGUCGUCCUUUCCAGCACCGGAAGCGAACCAGAGCCUAUGAAAGUCAAACAGACGCUGGAAGAAGCAGAAGAAGAAGAGGAUAAGCGAUGGCCCAAAGGCAAACAGUCAGCGAGGGAGGGAGGCGACAACAUGGCUGGCAGCGGCGGCCGCCUCUCCCCUGACCACACACGGGAUUGCAGAGCGGUGUCGUGCUCAUCUUCUGCUGCCGAUGCUAAUGGUGGCGAUGAAGGCAAUGAUGAAGGUGACGCCGCCGCCAACCAGCUCGUCUACCCGGGCCUGAAGUUCUGCGCCAGCCGGUACACCGACCGGAUUUACCUCUACUCCAAGGACGGAGCGCCGUUGAACUUGAGCUUCAUCCCUCUGGACAUCAAGCUAACCAACUGGGACGACCUGCCCGAGGCCUUCAGCCAGCGCCGGGAAAAUCGAAUACAGGUGCUGAGAUUCGUUCAGGAGUGGAGCAGCCUGGCAGCCAUGAAGCAGAAGUUGCUGCGGCGCAGUGGCUUUCUCUUCCACAGCCCAACCCUGGGCCUGCAGCAGCUGGCCGCCAACCAGCGUCCCCACUCCAGCACCAACAGGUAUCUGAGCAGAGAGGAGGUGGCCAAGGCUUCCCUCAGCAAAGCCCGGGAAGAAGGAGGCGGCGUCCGUGUGGUCACCAAGGAAAACUUCUUCACAAAGAGGAGAUCUGGCAAUCCACAAACACCGCCUGCUGCAGAGAGACUGGACCAGCAGUCUUGCAAAGCAGAAGAUGAGCAGCCAUCUUCAGAGCCCAGCUACCUGCAGGCUGUGGACAGUCAGGGUGUCCCUCUGUGCCUCUCCUGCCAGCAGGCCUGUCCUACCACAGGUGGAGCUUGGGAUACUCGAUUCUGCAGCCACAGAUGCCAGGAGGAAUUCCAGUUGCGGUCCAGCCAGACGUUCAUGCGUUCCUGCGUCCUGGAGGCAGAGCAAGGCAUUUGUCAACACUGUGGCCUCAAAGCUCAUGAGCUGUUCCUGAAGGUCCGUGAUGCACCAGCCUCCAAGCGGAAGGAGAUACUGGAGAACACAUGGCUGGCCCAGCUGCCACUUAAACAGCUCAACGAGAUGAUCCGCGCGCCGGUGGAGGGAGACUUUUGGCAGGUGGACCACAUCCAGCCGGUGUACAGAGGAGGAGGACAGUGCUCCAUGGACAACCUGCAGACGCUCUGCACCGCCUGCCACAAAGCCCGGACGGCUCAGCAAGCCAGAGAACGCAGCCAGAUGAAGAAGAGCGCCGCUGCCUCCAAGGUUGCGUCAGACAUCAGCAGGUUCUUCAUCAGGAAAUAAAACGCCUUCACAGUUGAUUAAAGACAGCUGGUGCUGUGCGGUUCCCACCGCAGACAUGAAUCUCUGGUGUUGAGGCCACAAGAGGAUGCACUCGGAGCGGAAACUGGGCUAGUAAAGGGAAUAAUUACAGAGCUAAACUGCGAAAUAAAUGUCUUGUUUUCACCGGGAACAGGCGGCCAAAGGGAAUACAGACGCUUGUGAAAAACAGAUACCUGAGCAAAAAUAAAGCCAACCACACCAAGAAGACAGAGGCUAAUUUAUGCUGCUGCCAAUCACUGAAUAUAAUUGCAAUAGCAUGGUAUAAUAGCAGCUCAGGACUAGUCAUUUUCCCCCUCCGGCUCUAUCUCAGGUGCUUGGAGAGGUUUCCAUCAGCUCCUGAUUUUUCAAGAGAGACCUCUCAGACAGAAAUGACAAUGGACUUUCAAUGACUUAUAAUUAUGCCACUUUCCUGCACAAUUUCCUGCCGGUCAUUUGCAUUAAGACUCAUGCGGGUGAAAGUGAGCCACACGCUGCUCUGCUAAAGGCCCUCGGAUCGGCCCCAUGCCUCAAAUUACCAGGUGCUCUAGCACUUCUUGGAACGUCUCUGCUCCCCCCGCCGCUGUCCUAAAGUUAUCCGACUCUGUUAAUUGGAUGGAUGACGUCCAGAACGUGUGACCGCGUGAGGAUCGCAGAGAGGCAGGCGCCUCGGAUUCGUGCCACGGAAACCGGCGUUCGCCGUUUCCUCUCUCCAAGGUUAUUCAACAUUGCAUCUUGUGUUCUCCAAAAACUAAAAUCCUUUAAAAAAAUAAAUAAAAAGUGAUGCUGAACGCAUUGGUGAUCCGUGUUGGAUCCGGGGCCAAAUGUAAUACUGCCAUCUAGUGGACAUGAUGGGAAAAAGACUGCUUAUUAACAGUAGGGGAAGAAAAUAAUUUGAGUUCAUAUUUAGAAAUAAAAAUCUGAAUUGUCUAGCGUGUGUUUGUACCUGACAUUUUAGAGAAGUUUGGUUUUAUUUAAGGGUGAAUACAUGUAAAAACACACUAGGUGAUUCUAAAAAUAUUGAAAACUUUACAAAAAUAUUUGUCAUAAGAAAUCCUUCCGUUUUUUUUUUUUUUUUUUUAGUAACUAAUUAAGUUAAAUCUGCUGCCUCAGCUGCUCUAGUAAUCAUGUGACGGCUCAGAUUAUAUUGUGUGAGGGACGUAAGGUUUUUUUUGUAUCUAUAUGAAGCAUUUUUCACAUUCUUCCACAUGCAGUCAGCAGAUUGGGCGAUGCUUUCCUUUCAGAUGGCUCUUAAUUCUGGGAUUUGUUGCUCUCAGAAGCGGCUCUCGUUUCCCCCCCAUCACUCUCUGCGGAUCUUCGCGCAGUAGGCGUCUCUCGUAGCGUUUUGAGAGGUAGCUGAAAAUAAAUCACCGCCCUCCCACCAGUACGCAAGCAUGUCCAGAUGGUGGAGUUUUCACUGACGUCCCCCCGCUGAAUUUCCCCCCAUUGUCUUCCUCUCUAAAAUUAGAAGGCAAUACUUGGUUGAAAAGCGCUGCGUCUGCUCAGAUGGCGCUGGUUAAUUAUCAGGAACUGGAUUUAUGUGCCGCCCACAAGUGAGCCGUAAAGGCAAAAUCGUUUGAGAGUUUAGCAGAGAACCCUGAAGAGUUUAAAUUUUGGGGUUAACUUUCAGAGGCCUUUGCUUAAUUUAAAUAAAAUUCAUGAAGCAGGAAGAUACAUGAAUCUGUUUUAUAUCAUUAUCCUUGUGUUUUUUGUCAUGACAAGUGUUGACUUUCUUACAUGGAAAUAAGAUCUCCAGCUUAUUUUUAUGCAAUAACAUCUCAUUUAUUUCAUUAUCUUGACAUAAUGAGUUUGUUUUGACUCAGACUUCAUUUUAAUGGACGGAUAAUGAAAUCCAAGGCUUGUUUUUACGGCAUUAACAGCUUAAUGAUGUCUUGAUAUGAAGGCGUGAUGCGCCGAGGGUUUCAGUAUCUGCUUUCUUCAUCAUUGUUCCGGUUGAGGCGUUCAAUGUUUCCCCCAGAAAACCUGCUAAACCCGGAGGUCGGGGCAAUCUGCAGGCUGCUGAGUUUUUGAGUUAAAAAGUGUUUAAAGUUGACAGGAAAUUUUAAAAUAUCACUUUAUUAUGUGCUAUUGGAAGAUCAAUACCUGAACACCAACUAUAAGGUCUUAUAAAAUGCAAACAUUUUUUAAAAACUUUAAUAAACAAUCCUACGCCUGGUGGGGACACAAGUAAAGCCUGGUGACCCACCAGGCUUAGAAUACACUGAGGGAGUCUCUGGCCAUUGCUGUUUGGACAAUUAACCCCCCUGGGAGGAUUUUUGCUCCAUUUUAUUUUUUUUUUUACUUUUAAACAGCUGUUAAGAUGAAACUAUGUUUUACUUUUGUGUAAAAAUUGAUAGCCGUCAGUGAAACAGAUGUAAAACAAGAAGCUAUUUCCCAACCAAAAUUAAAAUUACUCCACUUUCUUCAUUCCUAUGACCAGAAGAGCCUUUUAUAUUCCAACACUUUUUGCAGAAAGCAAAAUCUAUACAUUCCAGAACUGCAGGAACCAAAAAUAUCUCCUUUUUCCAUCUCUUCAUGUUAGUCAAUAGAAGAAAAUGGGAAACAAUGGCUGUCAGUUUUGCGUGUUUUUAUUUGGGCUCCCAAUACAUAAGUCAAGGUUUUGUUCAUCAAUACAGUCUGCUUUGGAUUUUAAUACAAUGGAGUCAUUUGGACUGAUGCAGUAACCAACACUUCUGAACUACAGUCCUAUAUACACAACUUUAGAGAUCUGUAUUUUCAGAUGGUUAAUAACAUUUAUCAUACUGAAUAGCGAUUGACUAGAACAAUCACGAGAUUUUUUUUUUGUUUUGUUUUAAUUUUAGCUGCUAUGCUUUCGAUGCACAUCCACAGCAGUGUUAGCUUCGUCUGUAGCUCUGAAAUGAGUGCUCACCAGGUUCUGGUAGGCCUUUAAAUAGCAAAUAAAUCGGGC
Messenger RNA from Poecilia latipinna (sailfin molly), 8957 nucleotides. RefSeq names its product zinc finger, RAN-binding domain containing 3 (gene zranb3). NCBI's taxonomy places the organism in Eukaryota, Metazoa, Chordata, Actinopteri, Cyprinodontiformes, Poeciliidae. The transcript is spliced from 23 exons. Gene Ontology annotation, biological process: replication fork processing; DNA repair. Gene Ontology annotation, cellular component: nuclear replication fork. The record is from RefSeq and is a predicted model, not a curated record. The coding region runs from base 2711 to 6013 and encodes 1100 amino acids. Gene Ontology annotation, molecular function: nucleic acid binding; zinc ion binding; ATP binding.